AUAGAAGUAGAUAUGAUAAUGGCAGCGAAGUAGAAAACAUAGAGGACGGAUCAGAUGAUAGUGAUUGUGCUGUAGAAAACAGAACAAAUGGAAUGCAAACAAAUCAAGAAGAAGAAGGAAAAUUACCUGCAAAUAACACGUCAAGUAACAAUAUACCUAUUCAAAGAAUUGUACAAAGCAUUAGAAAUAGUAAAAGAAAAUCUUCAAGUAUGUUAAAAGAAGGAUGGUUAAUUCAUUAUACAAAUAAAGAUAGCAUGAAAAAGAGACAUUAUUGGAUGAUGGACACAAAAACAAUUACUCUUCAUCAAAACGAAGCUACAUCUAAAUAUUAUAAGGAAAUUGCUCUGUCAGAAAUUUUAUCUGUAGAACCCGUAGAACAAACAAAUUCGUCAAAUCUCAAUAAGCAAGAUUUUUGUUUCAAAAUACAUACCUCAAUAGUUGAUUAUUUUGUUGGAGUGGAAGACGAUAAGAAUGUUGCUCAAGGUUGGGAAAUUGCAAUAAAGCAAGCAUUAAUGCCAGUCGUUGCUUCGAUAACGUCUCUGCAGUCUCCGCGUUCAAAUAAGAGUUCUCCAGAUAGCCAAAACCAAAAUGAAAGUACAAAUGGAAGUAUGGAUAUAAGUCAGCAGUAUCAGAUAUUUCCUGAUGAAGUUCUUGGCUCUGGACAAUUUGGUAUUGUUUAUGGAGGUGUGCAUCGUACUUCUGGAAGAGCAGUUGCUAUAAAAGUAAUUGAUAAACAACGAUUUCCAACGAAACAAGAAGCUCAACUUAAAAAUGAAGUGUCAAUUUUACAAAAUCUCAGUUAUCCUGGUGUUGUAAAUUUAGAAAGAAUGUAUGAAACAAAUGAAAAGAUUUUUGUAGUAAUGGAGAAAUUGAAAGGAGAUAUGUUAGAUAUGAUUCUUACGAGUGAGAAAAGGCGCCUUUCGGAAAGAAUUACAAAGUUCCUCGUAUACCAGAUUUUAAUUGCUUUAAAACAUCUUCAUUCUAAGAAUAUUGUUCACUGUGACUUAAAACCAGAAAAUGUGUUGCUGUCUUCUAAUUCAGAUUUUCCUCAAGUAAAACUGUGUGAUUUUGGAUUUGCACGAAUUAUUGGUGAAAAAUCCUUCAGAAGAUCUAUUGUUGGAACACCAGCAUAUUUAGCACCAGAAGUUAUACUGAAUAAGGGAUAUAAUCGCUCAUUGGAUAUGUGGUCUGUUGGAGUAAUUAUUUAUGUUAGCCUUAGUGGGACUUUCCCAUUUAACGAAGACGAAGAUAUCAAUGAUCAGAUUCAAAACGCAGAAUUUAUGUUCCCUCCAGAUCCUUGGAAAACUAUUUCCUCUGAGGCAAUUCAUCUGAUCAGUGGUCUUCUUCAGUUAAAUGCCAGGAAGAGGUAUACCGUUGAUAAAACUUUGGCUCACACUUGGUUACAGGAUUAUCAAACCUGGUGUGAUCUAAAAGAAUUGGAAUCAGAAGUAGGACAGAGAUAUUUAACUCAUAAGUCCGACGAUGCACGUUGGGAAGCGUACCGAUGCCAACAUAAUCUCCCUCCUGCUCCAGCAUCACCUUAUCCAUUGGAGACAGAUGAAGACAAUAUGGAGGAAAGCGAUUCUAGUCCAUCUGCAGACACGACUGUGGAUUCUAUAGGAAAGUCAAAAAAUACAAAUAUGUAAAGAAGUUAUCUAAUAAUGUUUCAAUUAUAGUUUAUAUCAGCAAAUUGCAUAAAAAAAGGAUACAAUUCAUUUUACGUUUAUCAGUUUUUAGAGUAAAACAAUAAAUAAUUCGCAUUAGACUUAAUCAGAUUAUUAAAAUGAUUAAUGUUAAAUAAUAUAUACCAAAUUGGUAUAUUUUUUCUUAUAGAUAACUUAUGAGAAAGUUUUUAAUAUUGGACUUUGAAAUAUUAAAAAGGAAUUUCAGAAGUUAUAUAGCAUUUAGAAUAUCUAUCAUCAUUAAAUGGUUAAAACUUAUUUAGAACAUUUGUGUAAUUGUAUAAAAUUAAUGAAAAAAAAUUUAUACAUGUAAUGACUAAUGCAACAGUUUUUUAUGGUAUAUAUUGAAUAUAUUUAUAACAAGUUAACAAAUUUUAUUACUUUACAUGUUCUGCAUGGCUGAUAAAACAAAUAUUGCGAGUCAAAGCAUAGUUCAUGGACUUGAAAGGUUCUUGCAAGAUUAGCAUCUGUUUGAAUUUCAUAUCUGAAAGCACUACUUUUCAAAUGAAAAGUUUAUUUGCAGGAAGUAAACUUUGGGAUGCUGGGAGUCGAGGUUAUCCUUCAACUCUGUAGUAAAUAAAUGUUCAAGAUUUAAAUUUUACUCACAAUGCAUAGUAGGGCAGUAAGGAGCAUAUUGAUUUGCAGCAGAACGGCAUAAGAGUAUCUAAUGCCCUAGACAAAGAAAAUUUAGGCACCCCUAUAUAUUAUUUGUAAAUAUAUAUUAUCAUACUAACACAAUCACACAUGUAUUCCUAUAUGUGUAGAUACAGUUGACCUCCCCUAUAACACGGUAGAUACGUUCUGGUUUUUAUGAAUUCAUUUUCUACGAGUCCAGCCAAUCACAGCCCGGCACGUAUGCAGUUUACAGACUAUGGCUGUUUGAAAGGUUUCUUUC
Messenger RNA from Centruroides sculpturatus (bark scorpion), 2577 nucleotides. RefSeq names its product serine/threonine-protein kinase D3-like. Bases 93 to 1646 code for a protein of 517 amino acids. Gene Ontology annotation, biological process: protein phosphorylation. The transcript has 14 exons. The record is from RefSeq and is a predicted model, not a curated record. Lineage: Eukaryota; Metazoa; Arthropoda; Arachnida; Scorpiones; Buthidae. Gene Ontology annotation, molecular function: protein serine/threonine kinase activity; ATP binding.